Messenger RNA from Suillus clintonianus, 702 nucleotides. RefSeq lists its product as uncharacterized. Lineage: Eukaryota; Fungi; Basidiomycota; Agaricomycetes; Boletales; Suillaceae. The record is from RefSeq and is a predicted model, not a curated record. The coding region runs from base 53 to 652 and encodes 199 amino acids. The transcript has 3 exons.
CCACUUCACACUAAUGCAUUUGAGAGUCUGAAUUCAGAGAACAAUUUUGAGCAUGUUGCGGCACGGAUGCGGUACUGGGUGCGGCAGACAUGUCCCUGGUGCAGCUAAACGAAUUAUCAAUCGGCUGAACUGUGCUACAUAUGCACAUGCUUGCACUAUCGUAGUUUCGAAGCGCAAGAAAAACUUACUCCAGGAGCCAGCCCAAAAUAUCCUCAUUGAACGUCGCUCGUCAGGACCUGACGUGAACUCAGUUCCUACUCCCGAAGAGCAAGAAAACACGAUGCUCCAGGCUGCCUGGCUUGACCUCCAACUCAGCUAUGAUCUGACCUCGAUGGAUAUAGACAUCGACUUGGAGUGUCUUGGCAUACUGGAACAGCAGAUGUUCGAGCUCUCGUUGGCUGCAGGAGCUGCAGGAAAUGAACAAUGGGAAAAAGACGCUGGUGCACACCAAGACCGAUGGAAUCCCUAUGAGGGCCUCCCUGAGCACUGGAAUCAUGGCGACCGAGAUUCAUACGCACCAGAAUUUGAAGGAGAAGUAGACUGUGGACCGAACUUUAGCGAGGGAAGUGAGCCUGACAUAGUUAAGAAAGAGAAACGCACCAAAAAAACCAAACCGCGGCCACGACCAAGGAAGAUACACAAGGCUUCAUAGGCUGGGGCCUCGUAGUAGUAGUUUGUACUCUGAAAGCCCCGGUAUCCGUU